This is a messenger RNA of Gambusia affinis (western mosquitofish), 2783 nucleotides long. RefSeq names its product aquaporin-9-like. Gene Ontology annotation, molecular function: urea transmembrane transporter activity; glycerol channel activity; water channel activity. Gene Ontology annotation, biological process: water transport; glycerol transmembrane transport. The transcript has 6 exons. Lineage: Eukaryota; Metazoa; Chordata; Actinopteri; Cyprinodontiformes; Poeciliidae. The record is from RefSeq and is a predicted model, not a curated record. Bases 496 to 1605 code for a protein of 369 amino acids. Gene Ontology annotation, cellular component: basolateral plasma membrane; plasma membrane.
UAAAACAAGCAAAAAAUAAGUUUAUUAAGCUUAAUAAGUAAAAAGACAGAAAAUCCCCAGUUUUGCAGAUGGUGCAAACAUUUUCUUUUUUACUGAAACUUUUGUAAAUUUGCUUUAAUUUACCUCAGCUGCACAUGUUGAUGUAUAGUUUUUAAAAAGUUUGUAGCAUUAUGACAUAUCUAAAAUGUUUAUAUACUGCAUAAUGCAAAAAAUAAAAUGCAGGCCAUGUUCAAAACCCAAAUGAUUUUAUAUUCCAUCCUCAUUUUCUUUGGAACUGUAGUAACUGCUGUGAUACCUGCACACUAUACCUACAUUUGGUGCCACGAUUAUUGAGAUAGUUUGCAUUUGUUGAGGAAAAACUAAAUUAGAUUUGGAUUAAGCACUUCAGAAAACCCAGUGGAGAUUUAAAAGGGUCACAUUUUCUCCACUUUUUGAUUAUCAUCUGUGAAGUGGAAACUUUGUGUUGGUUUAUCAUAUAAAAUAUCAAUAAACUGCAUGAAAGUUUGUGAUUGCAAUAUGUCAAAAAGUGAAAAGCUCACUGAUGAGAGCCUGUGGUCAGGAAGCAGAGAGGAUUGUUGUUCCAAUAGAUCAAUAGUUUGUGCUGAAUGGCUGGAGCUCAGACUCCAGAGGUUGAGAUCUGGCUCUGGUGCUCUCCAGAUGUUUCAAAACACCGACUCUUUUAACAACCAGCUGAAAGUGCAACACGGCAGAAACAUGAGGCAACACUGCGCGCUCAAACACGGAAUAUUCAAGGAGUUCCUGGCUGAAUUCCUGGGAACAUUUGUCUUGGUGCUGUUUGGCUGCGGCUCAGUUGCUCAGACGGUCCUGAGUCGAAACACGCUGGGCGAGCCGCUCACCGUCCACAUCGGCUUCUCCGUGGGCCUCAUGAUGGCCGUGUACGUGGCUGGAGGGGUGUCAGGAGGCCAUGUGAACCCCGCCGUGUCUCUGGCCAUGGUGAUUCUGGGGAAACUAAAGAUCUGGAAGUUUCCCUUUUACGUCAUCGCUCAGUUUCUUGGUGCUUUUGCAGGAGCUGCAGCCGUCUUUGGAUUAUAUUAUGACGCUUUCAUGGACUUCACCAGCGGUAUUCUGUCGGUGACAGGAAUCAAUGCGACAGGUCACAUUUUUGCCUCCUACCCUGCCAGACACCUGUCAGUCCUCGGCGGCUUCAUCGAUCAGGUGGUGGGGACAGGUAUGCUGGUUCUCUGUAUUCUGGCGAUCAUUGACGGUGGGAACAUUGGCGCUCCUAAAGGCGUGGAGCCGCUGGCCAUCGGUCUGAUUAUCAUGGCCAUCGGCGUCUCCAUGGGACUGAACUGUGGCUACCCUCUGAACCCCGCCAGAGACCUGGGACCCCGGCUGUUCACGGCGGUGGCCGGGUGGGGCAUGGAGGUCUUCAGCACUGGAGGCUACUGGUGGUGGAUCCCAGUGGCGGGGCCCAUGGUGGGAGGCGUGGUGGCGGCCGUCCUCUACUUCCUGCUCAUCGAGCUGCACCACCCCCAUGACGAGGAUGAGAAGGCCCACGAGGUGGAGGAAGAGGAGGAGGAAGAGGAGGAGGACGACGAUGACAGCAGUCUUAAGGACAAAUACGAGAUGAUCGCCAUGAGCUAAAACAUUCAGUGCAGCAGUCAUGACAGAGCUUCUGCAGUUCCUGCUUGGGAAGAGUAUGGAGCUAAAUUGGGGCCAUAAAGUUUGCUCAAUUUUCCUUUUUUUUUUUUUUUUUUUUUUUUUUUAAUAAAAAAUAAAUUAAUUGAAAACUUAUUUUGAAACCAAAAAACAAGUUUGAAACUGAAGAAAAAAAGAUUUUACAAUUAGUUUUGAACUUUUUUUCAGUUUCAGUUUAUAAAAAAAUUGAGCAAACCUUAUAUGUGUGUGUAUGGAACACAUGGAGCUGAAUGGAGCUCCGUUUAUAUGGAGAUAAAUUUCGGCCAUAAAGUUUGCUCAAUUUUUUUGCUCCAAAACUGAGAAACAAAACUCAAACUCAAAACUGGUUUUGAUACUGAAAAAUGUUUGGACCCGAAGAGAAAGAUCUGAAACUGAAAAAAGAAUCUUAAAGGAGUUUUGAAGUUUUUUUCAGUUUCAAAUCUUUUUUUGGUUUCAUCAUUACUUUUCAGUUUCUGUUUUUGUUUUUGUUUGUUUCAGUUUCAAAACAAAAAUAAAAUUGAGCAAACUUAAUGGGCCCAAGUUAGCUCUAUUUGUUCCAUACACAUGGAGCUAAAUGGAGCUCCAAAUAUAUGGAGCUCAAUUGGAGCCAUAAAGUUUGCUCAAUCUUUUUUUUCCUUUUUUUUUUUUCUUCGAAAUUGAGAAACAAAACUCAAACUGAAAACUGGUUUUGAUGCUGAAAAAAAGUUUGGACCUGAAGAGAAAGAUCUGAAACUGAAAAAAAAAUCUGAAAAGUAGUUUUGAACUUUUAUCAGUUUCGAAUCUUUCUUUUAGUUUCAUCAUCAUUUUUCAGUUAAAAAGAAAAACAUGGACCAAACUUUAUGUACUUCAUAAAACUCCAUAUCCAUGGAGCUAAAUUGCAGCCAUUAAGUUUGCUCAAUCUGAUUUUAUUUGUUUUGUAACUGUAUGUCUCAUCAUUGACAGUUAAGUCGUGUUUUUUUUGUAAAUACAAUUGAAUAUUUUUAGCAUAAGUCAUUAAUGCUGAGCUUCCUUUUAGCUUCUUUACCAUUACCCUCAGUGAUUGUGACAAUUAUUUGCUUAUAUUAACUUUAAGUUUUUCUUCCAUGUUUAACAAUUUCUUUUGUACAUCAUUAUUUUUCCUGGUUGUUACUUUUUGCAUUUGUUGC